Messenger RNA from Suillus subaureus, 1830 nucleotides. RefSeq lists its product as uncharacterized. The coding region runs from base 1 to 1830 and encodes 609 amino acids. NCBI's taxonomy places the organism in Eukaryota, Fungi, Basidiomycota, Agaricomycetes, Boletales, Suillaceae. The transcript has 13 exons. The record is from RefSeq and is a predicted model, not a curated record.
AUGGAAGAUAUGUUUGCACAGGAGGAGGGGGAUACAAUUAAUGACAUGCAGUUAGGAGUAUCUAACCUGGUCAUUGUACACUCUACUGGUGUUUACUCACAUAGUGUAUCAUGGUGCCAGUGUCCUGGAGCUGAGAAGGCACAGCAUCUCCAUCUCAUGAAAGCAAGGUUAUUUCCUGCCAGUAUCACUUGCCCUCAAUCUGCUUUCACAUUCAAUGUCCUGGAUAACUUCCUCAUAGAUGCUUUGGAGUGCAAGACUUCAGCCAUGAGUUUCUAUCAAAAGCUCCGUCGGCUCACAAACAAUGCAUUCCCUGAUAAAAUACCAGACAAAAAGGACCAAUACCGUGAGCUUAUGAUUUGGUCAAUAGAAAAAGGUUCAGGGGAUUUAGCCCUUUAUUGCCCAGCAUGUCCACAACCUGGAAUCAACUUGCCAACAUCUUGGAGAUAUGACUAUGAAGAUAUGUCACUCAUUAUUGGUCUGUGCAAUCAUCGGGCUGUGAAUGCAACAAAUGUCCAAAGAAGCAACCUUAGAGCUACAGGGGUUGGGGCAACAGCAUGUGCUAGGCAUGGAUGCUUUGUUCCUCAUGCAGUGGUGGACUUCCAAAAGGGAGAGCAGCACACGAACAUGGACUAUUCCAUUUGCAAUGCAGUUAAAUAUACACCCAAACAUAUUGGCAGUAUGCUCAUCAUCUAUGAUGUUGCAUCCCUACAGGGUGUUAGUGACACUCAGGGUCCAUAUGAGGAAUUGACCAGAUCGCUCGACUUGGAUAAUGUUCAGGAGUGGAAAAAGGCAGCUGAAAAAGCAGCUCAGGACUGUGGAGAGCUUCUUGACAUCUAUCAGCUUAAAAUGGACAAAGCACCCUCUAUGGCUGAAAUACGUCUCAGAUUGACUGAAAAUGAACUAUCUGCUAAUGGUAGGACUGGGUCUGUUGCAUGGUUGAUUGAGGGUAUAAAUAUAGAAAAUUCUCAGCAGCUGCCCCAGGAUCUGACUGCUUCUCAGAGGACCACGAUAGAAGAAAGAAGGCAAAAGCUCAUGGCAUGGAUUAUUAAGUUCCAUGAGGCUGCAGAGGUCAUGACUAAUGGUAUAGAAUUGAAGGGAGGUGAAGGAGCACCACUAGACAACCCUGAACUGUGCCUGGAGGAGGCUGACACAUCCAAUAUGGAAGGUCCAGAGGAAGAGGACAUUUUGGACUUUGAUGGUAAUAUUGACUCACCUGCAGAAGUCACCAAGAUUUGGAUGCCAUCAUGGACAGCCUCUGGUCACAUCAUGGAUGAUGUCAUCUUGGCAUUAGGUCAAGAAGAACUCAAGCUUCAAAAGGGUCAAGCAAACAACUGCCUGGAAAAGCUUCAUCAAGCCCUGGGUGAUAGAUCAGUCGUCUUUCAGGAGAAAAUACACUCCAACAAAUCAGUCCAUCACCAGGGCACUAGAUCUAAAAAGGAACUUCGAAUGAUAACUCUCUCCAUCAAUAGACAUGCAAAAGGUUACAGCUGGGCAAGGGCUGCAAUGCUCUGCCUAGGGGCUGACUCUGAUACUGUGGCAGUGUAUCAACCCAUAAAGCCUCAGGACCUAGUGUUUUGGAGGAUCAACAAUGCAAAGGACAGUCAGAAGAACAUAUGGAUGAAUGAGUUGAAUUGGUUGAAAGCCAAAGCAUGGUACAACCAUUGGUCAGAAGAACUGAAAUUGACACAGAAGGAGAGGUGGAGAGUUUGGGCAGAUGAAAGCAUCAAGAAUGGGAACAGGGCAUAUGCUGAGAGGCAGGCAUCUAUGUGGGCAGAAUUUUCAGCUCAGGGCCUCAAGAAUUUUGAAGGAAAAUUACUUAUAACAAGUUGA